AUGGCAAAUGCUGGACCAAACUCUAAUGGAUCUCAAUUUUUCAUUACUGUUUGUCCUGCAGAAUGGCUUGAUGGAAAGAAUACCAUUUUUGGAGAGGUAAUCGAAGGAAUGAAUGUUGUACAGAAGAUCAACCAAGUGCCGACAUUUGAGAAGAGUGGACGACCACGUAACGAAAUCUCAAUAAUGUCUAUAACGCUAAAGUAG
Cylicostephanus goldi is the source of this 204-nucleotide messenger RNA. NCBI's taxonomy places the organism in Eukaryota, Metazoa, Nematoda, Chromadorea, Rhabditida, Strongylidae. The record is from the annotation of a GenBank genome assembly.